Molecule: messenger RNA, 1182 nt
Organism: Manacus vitellinus (golden-collared manakin)
Lineage: Eukaryota; Metazoa; Chordata; Aves; Passeriformes; Pipridae
Exons: 1
Coding region: 123-1022 (299 amino acids)
Biological process (GO): protein polyubiquitination; protein monoubiquitination
Molecular function (GO): metal ion binding; ubiquitin protein ligase activity
Source: RefSeq, a predicted model, not a curated record
GUCCCUCUCUGAUUAUACCUGGGUGCUGCCAGAGCCUGAGUCAGACUGACUCCAGCCCUACAGUGCCUGUGAGUGGGAGCAGCUCCUGGUCCUCAGCUCCCCCCCACCUGCUGGGACCAGACAUGGCCACGGAGACACAGUGGAGCUGCCCCAUCUGCCACAACACUCGGAAUGAUGUGGCUUCCACUCUGCCCUGCCGCCACCAGUUCUGCCUGGGCUGCAUCCUGCGGUGGGCAAAGACAACCCCAGCGUGCCCACUCUGCAGCAGGCCAGUGGAGACUGUCAGGUUCUCUGAGCGGGGUGAGCAGGAUUACAUCCAGUUUGAAAUCACAGCCCCCAAGGAGCAAACUGAGACCAACCACCAGGCAAGGAGAGCUCGCUUCUGCCUGGCUGAGAACAGCCCCCAGCGCCCUGUGGUGCCCAGUCCACCUUCUCCACAGGGACAGGAGGAUGCAGGGACAGAGCCUGUGGGUGGCAUCCUGCCCGAGGUGUGGGCAGCACUUUUCCGUUGCCGACAGCACCUCCUGGAUCCUGCACGGUCCUGGCUGCGCCAGAGGCUGGCUGCACUCUACGGGGAGCAGUGGUGGAGGGUGGAGGCUGCAGAGGGAUCCAUCCUGCACGGCCUCUGCACCUGUGGGCUGCAUGCUGAGGUCCUGGUGGAGGUGCUGGAGCCCCUUCUCAGCAGGCACACAGCACCACUGAUCCAUGACAUCAUCAGUGUCAUCGUGAGCCAGUGCAGCCAGGAGGCACAGAGGCUGCAUCACACCAGAGACGAGGACAACAGGCCUGCGGCCAGUGCCGGCUCCAGCAGCUCCCAGGACAGAACUCCCACCAGCAGCCCUGCAGGCUCCAAGGUGGAGGAGGGAGCUGGUACAUCACGCGCCAGCCUCCAAGGGAGUCCCAGCUGCCCCAGAUCUGUGCCUGAUCCUGCAGAGCAGGACCAGCGCCGGGAGGGGAUGGAGCAGCCAGAGGGGGCAGGUCCCUGUGCCCAGGGCAGCAACCACAGCCCCUCUGCUCCUUGACGGGGCAGGGACUACUCACCCAGGGGAUCCCAGCAACCCUCAAAGACGAGGGUCCCUAGCCCUCAGGAUUCUCCUUAGCCCAGCAAGAGGUGGCCUCGCAGGUGGCAGUAGCAGGGCUCCAGAAACUCUUUAGCCAAGCAGAAGCAAAUAAAUUACUAUU